AUGGGGGCUGUGGCCAUCACACACCCCCGUCCCCCCGCUCCAGGUCAAGCACCCCCACCCAGAACCGGGCUGGCCGCCUCGCUUGAGACUGGUCCCCCGCAGGCAUCCCACCAGCCGUCUGACCAGGAGCUGCCCUGGCACCUUCUUCCUCUAAUUCACCUUCUCAAGUGGUCUCGGGUCUCUUGGUUCACCUCCUUGGAAGAUUCGCCACCCCCUGCCCACUGGCUGCAUGCCUGCCCUUCCCGGGGGCUGUACCACCUCCCUGACCCAAUCCAACAAGACAGCCUCAGUCCUCUUGACGAUGGUCAUGUACACCCCCAAGCUAAGCUGUACCGGCUAGAGUUAGAUGGACAGCAUUUCAAGUGUGCAGGAAUUGGGGAGGGCUCAGGUUACCCAGAAGACCCAGGAAGCCUCAGCAUCCUGCGUCAUGCUGCCCACCCACCCCCAGAUGGAGGGCCUUGUGCAUCCAAGGGGUGUAUCUACCUGACCCACUUCCCCUCCCGCCUCCUGGUGCAGGGAGGUGGUGGCCUGGGGACUUCUCUGUGCCUCUUUCACCCUCUGUUGCUGGAGUCCCGGACACUGCCUGGGGACCUGAGUGCCUACUUGCCUCCCACGGGACCUGACCAAAGCCAGUGGACUCUUGGAGGUAUGCAGUGCCAGGACCUGGCCACCAGGGAGCAGCAAGGCUUCUACUUGCUGACUGCAGACUCAGUGCUGCUGGAAGAAUCGUCAGGCAAACAACUGAAAGCGAGCUGCAGGCACCCCCGGAAAAAGCCACAGGGUGACCCAGGACCCAGGAGCAUGCGGCUGGCAGGAGAUGAGACAGCCGCCCAGCUAUGGGUGACCCUGCUGCCCACACCCAACAGCAGUGGGCUGAGCCAGGAGCUUGAAGGCCAUCAGCCUGAGAGCCCCGCGAUGUCCCCAUGUGUGGCUGGGGUCAUCCCUGUCAUCUACUACAGCGUCCUUCUGGGCCUGGGGCUGCCUGUCAAUCUCCUGACCACGGUGGCCCUGGCCCGCCUUGCCACCAGGACACGGAAGCCCUCCUACUACUACCUUCUGGCACUCACAGCCUCGGACAUCGUCACCCAGGUGGUCAUCGUGUUCGUGGGCUUCCUCCUGCAGGGAGCCGUGCUGGCCCGAGAGGUGCCCCAGGCCGUGGUACGCACAGCUAACAUCCUGGAGUUUGCUGCCAACCAUGCCUCGGUCUGGAUCGCCGUCCUGCUCACGGUGGACCGCUACAGUGCCCUGUGCCACCCCCUGCGCCACCGGGCCACCUCGUCCCCGGGCCGGGCCCAGCGGGCCGUUGCCGCUGUCCUCGGUGCUGCGCUGCUCACUGGCAUCCCCUUCUACUGGUGGCUGGAUGUGUGGAGGGACGCGGACCCGCCCAGCACACUGGACGAGGUGCUCAAGUGGGCUCACUGCCUCAUUGUCUAUUUCAUCCCUUGCGGCGUUUUCCUGGUGGCCAACCUGGCCAUCGUCCGCCGGCUGCAGCAGAGGGGCCGGAGCGGGCCGCGGCCCCAGGUGGGCAAGAGCACCGCCAUCCUCCUGGGCGUCACCACGCUCUUCGCCCUCCUCUGGGCACCCCGCAUCUUCGUCAUGCUCUACCACCUGUACGUGGCUCCCGUCUACCAUGACUGGAGGGUCCACCUGGCCCUGGAUGUGGCCAACAUGGUGGCCAUGCUCAACACUGCCGUCAACUUCAGCCUCUACUGUUUCGUCAGCAAGACUUUUCGGGCCACUGUCCGAGGGGUCUUCCAGGACGCCCACCUGCCCUGCACCCUGGGGUCACGGUCAGCGGGCAUGGUGGCAGAGCCUAUGCUGAAGCCUCCGGGACUCCCCAAGGGGGCAGAACUGUAGAGGAGGAGCCCACGCAGGGAGCUUGGGGUGGCUCAUGCUUGGAUUACUGGGGUCUUUGUGGGUGUGCCCACAAACUUUAUCAACACUCUCCAUUGCAAUCUGGGGGUGGGGAGAGAGGUUUCUUGCUUCAGGGGUGGUUCCGCAGGAAGCUAAAUUAAUGUUGGUGGGUUGAAUGAACGAAUGAAUAGAUGGAUGGAUGGAUGAAUAUGAAUUGCUUUUAUCCCA
This is a messenger RNA of Bubalus bubalis (water buffalo), 2082 nucleotides long. It is a transcript of the gene GPR142, whose product is annotated as G protein-coupled receptor 142. Gene Ontology annotation, cellular component: membrane. Gene Ontology annotation, molecular function: G protein-coupled receptor activity. The transcript is spliced from 9 exons. The coding region runs from base 1 to 1857 and encodes 618 amino acids. Lineage: Eukaryota; Metazoa; Chordata; Mammalia; Artiodactyla; Bovidae. Gene Ontology annotation, biological process: G protein-coupled receptor signaling pathway. The record is from RefSeq and is a predicted model, not a curated record.